Engraulis encrasicolus (European anchovy) is the source of this 2902-nucleotide messenger RNA. RefSeq names its product protein kinase cGMP-dependent 3 (gene prkg3). Gene Ontology annotation, biological process: protein phosphorylation. NCBI's taxonomy places the organism in Eukaryota, Metazoa, Chordata, Actinopteri, Clupeiformes, Engraulidae. The record is from RefSeq and is a predicted model, not a curated record. Gene Ontology annotation, molecular function: cGMP-dependent protein kinase activity; ATP binding. Bases 60 to 2054 code for a protein of 664 amino acids. The transcript has 21 exons.
ACACACACACACACACACACGAGGACCUUAUGGAGUAGCUGACACACACCUGGACAGUGAUGGAGGCCCAGUUGGAGGAGUUAAGAAGGAGACUUGAGGAGCAGUGUGACGUCACCAGGAAACUACAGGAGGCAAACCAGGAGCUAGAACAGCAAAUUAAAGACAAAGACAAACAGCUUCAGGAUCUGCAGAGUCGAUAUGAUGAACUGGAGUAUCGUUCUGAGCGCAGUAGUGUGGAGGUGCCGGCUGAUGUCCGCAAGAGUCGUGCACCCGUCCUCGCACCCGAGCCCCUAGCAGACCUUGCUGAGAUACGAAGGGUUAAAAAGACACCCAGUGAGGCGGAACAGAUCCGGCGUGCCGUGCAGAAGAAUGACUUCCUGUCUCGUCUGGAUGAGGAGCAGCUCAACAUGAUGGUGGAGCUGGUGGAAGCUUUGGACCGUUGCCCCGGCGACCACAUCAUACAGGAAGGAACAGAGGGGGACAGCAUGUACAUCGUAGCAGCGGGGGAACUAAAGGUAACCCAGGCGGGACAUGACUUGAGAACUCUCUCUUCUGGUGACGUGUUUGGAGAGUUGGCCAUUCUCUACAACUGCAAGAGGACCGCCUCUGUCAAGGCGGUGAGCGCUGUGAGGCUGUGGAGUAUCCAGAGGCAGAAGUAUCGCACCAUCAUGACCAACAAGUCCAAGAGGAAACGGGAACAACUCAUGGGAUUCCUCAAGACUGCACGGACUUUGAAGGCUCUAAAUGAUCUGCAAAUCUCCAAGAUCAUCGACUCAAUGGAGGAGGUGAAGUUUGAUAAGAGUGAAGUGAUCGUCCGUGAGGGAGCUGAAGGAAACACUUUCUACAUCAUACUGGAGGGAGAGGUUCUGGUCACCAAGUGGAUCAACAACCAGCAGAAAACCAUCAGGAAGAUGGGCCAAGGAGAACACUUUGGAGAGCUAGCCCUGAUACGUGAGGUCUUGAGAACGGCCACCUGUACAGCUGUGGGACCCGUCACCUGUUUCUGCAUCGACAAGGAGGUGUUUGAGGAGACCAUCCCCAUAGAGAAUCUGGAGCUACAUGACGAUUCUAGUUCCUCAUUGCGUCUGAAGGAGUUGGUUCCUGUCUACUACCAGGAGGGCCGCUACCAGGGAGAUCCCGUCACGCUCGGAGUGGGAGGGUUCGGACGAGUGGAACUGGUGACCACAGGGAAUCAUGGGAAGUACUACGCAGUGAAGAAGGUGAGCAAGAAGUACAUCGUCGCUAAGCGACAGGAGGCCCACAUGCUCUUCGAGAAGAAAAUCCUGCAGCUCAUACAGUGCGACUUCAUCGUCAAGAUGCAUGCUGCCUUUAAGGAUUCCCGCUACAUCUACAUGGUAAUGGAGUUCUGUCAGGGAGGAGAAAUAUGGACCAAGCUGAAGGAAGUGGGCCGUUUCGAUGAGCCCGUGGCGGUGUUUGUGACGGCGUGUGUGGUGGAGGCGUUUGCGUACCUGCAUAAGAAGAGCAUCAUGUAUCGAGACCUGAAACCUGAAAACCUCCUGCUGGACACACGGGGAUACAUCAAACUGGUUGAUUUCGGCUUCGCUAAGGAGUUAACACGCGGUGCCAAGACGUAUUCGUUCUGCGGUACUCCUGAGUACAUGGCUCCUGAGAUCAUCCAGAACCAGGGACACGACUACGCUGCAGACUUCUGGAGCCUGGGGGUACUAGUGUACGAACUACUGAUGGGCAGUCCUCCUUUCUCCAGCUCCGAGCCCCAGAAGAUCUACUCGAAGAUCCUGGACGGUGUGUUGAAGUACCCACCAUUCAUGAGUGAAGCAGCCCGAUCACUUAUCAGCAAACUAUGCAGGCCGAGGCCAGGACAGAGGCUGGGAAACACCAAGAACGGCAUCAAGGACGUCCGCAACCACAGGUGGUUCAGUAUGGUGAACUGGCAUAAGCUAAGACUGGGGCAGAUGGAGGCUCCGACCAUUCGACUCAUACGCAAGGGUCCGUGCUAUAUCAACUUUGACCGCUUCCCCCAUGACAAGACUCAAGCAGAAGAGGAGCUGUCUGGCUGGGACAAGGACUUCUGAACACACACAAACACAUACAUCUACAGCCCUGUGUGUGUGUGUGUGUGUGUGCGUGUGUGUGUGCGUGCAUGUGUAAGCGCCAGUGCAAUCUAUCGCAGGCAACCAGUCAGCUCAGUUGGCCAUUUCUUAAAGAAGCGAUCUUCAUAUACGAAGGUUGCUGGUUCGAAUCAUAAGGGUUGGAGCCGACACCUAGCCUGGUCCUGACCAUCCCAUAAUACUACCAUUUCCAUUUCGUAUUCAUGCUCUGGACUUUGUUUGAUCUGACGCGAUUGCAGGAAGCAGGAAGGGCAUUUGCGGAAAAAUCAGGAUUUAACUUAUAAGUUGUUGAACAAACAUGUCUGACGUCUAUCUAUGGCGAUGUAGGACCGUUUAACGGACAUGUCUGACAGAACAUCCUACUGUAGGAUAAAAUUACAAUGUAGGACCGUUUGUCAGAACACCUGUGAAAAUCCUACCGUUUAACAUCGCUCCACAGAGGACAGGUACCAGACGUAGUACCAGUGCGAGGCUAGCCGACACCCUCAUUCGGGGGCUGUACCAACUCUCAUCUUAAGUGGUCUCGCGCAAGCCAUCUACUGUCACCCCACACUGCUCCGGGGGCCAAUAACCAACACCCUGUACCUAAAUAACUACAAAGACUCUAACCAAUACUCUGCAUCUAAGAAACUACAAGGACUGUAACCAAUACCCUGUAGGCUGCCUAAAUAAACUACAGUAGAUCGCUAAGUAGCUGUAACCAACACCCUGUUCAUAAGUAACUGUAAGUGGCUUUGGUUAAAAGUGGAAGCUACGUGUAAUGUGAUAUAAAAGCAAUUAUGAAAAAACUAUGUGAUUUGUGUAAUAUUAAA